Molecule: messenger RNA, 2321 nt
Organism: Pezoporus occidentalis (night parrot)
Lineage: Eukaryota; Metazoa; Chordata; Aves; Psittaciformes; Psittacidae
Gene: GHITM
Product: growth hormone inducible transmembrane protein
Exons: 9
Coding region: 149-1189 (346 amino acids)
Cellular component (GO): mitochondrial inner membrane
Source: RefSeq, a predicted model, not a curated record
GAGAGCUUGGCGCAGUCUGGCGUCACUUCCGUUCUCCGGGAGGCGUUGUUGCGGAGCUGCGUGUUGGGUGUCGGCGAAGUGUCGGUCGGGGUGAGAGGGUGAGGAGCGGUCACGUAGGAACACAGUGUAUUAAAUUACCUAAGCAACCAUGCUGGCUGCAAGGCUAGUAUGCCUGAGGGCAUUAUCAUGCCAGACUAUCCGCCCCACCAUUACUCAGACUUCCCCAGCUUUGAGGAACUCCAGUAUAAAAGCAUACAGGCUCUGGCAGCCUAACCAGUGUUAUGCCACGAGAGUAAGAACAGGUGUAAGGCGUGGAAAAAUUGGCCAGGAAAUUAAAGAAGCAGCAUUUGAGCCAUCUGCGGAAACUGCACUUAAAGCUGAUCGCCUGGGGAAAUUUAUUAUUGCUGGAGGGGCUGCUGUUGGCCUGGGGGCCCUUGCUUACUAUGGAAUGGGCAUGUCCAGUGAGAUUGGAGCUAUUGAAAAAGCUGCUAUUUGGCCACAGUAUGUGAAAGACAGAAUUCAAACUACUUACAUGUACUUUGCGGGAAGCAUCGGCUUGACAGCACUGUCUGCUGUAGCAGUAAGCAGAUCUCCAGCUCUCAUGAGUCUUAUGACAAAAGGCUCCUGGCUGGCAAUAGGCGCAACUUUUGCAGCUAUGAUUGGUGCUGGAAUGUUGGUCAGGUCCAUAUCCUAUGAAAAUAGUCCAGCUGCUAAACAUUUGGCUUGGAUGAUGCAUUCAGGUGUCAUGGGUGCGGUGGUGGCUCCUCUAGCCUUCUUGGGUGGUCCCUUGCUCAUCAGAGCUGCCUGGUACACUGCUGGAAUUGUUGGAGGGCUCUCCACUGUCGCCAUGUGUGCUCCAAGUGAAAAAUUCCUGAACAUGGGAGGACCCCUGGGAAUAGGCCUAGGCUUUGUUCUUGCCUCUUCAAUUGGGUCCAUGUUCUUGCCUCCCACUUCUGCUUUUGGUGCCGGCUUGUAUUCGGUAGCUGUUUAUGGUGGAUUAGUACUCUUUGGCAUGUUCCUGCUCUAUGAUACGCAGCAUGUUAUUAAGCGUGCAGAAACUAUUCCAUAUUAUGGAGUAACAAAAUACGACCCAAUCAAUGCGUGUAUGGGUAUCUACACAGAUACACUGAACAUCUUCAUUCGGGUGGCCACCAUGCUUGCAGGUGGUGGAGGUAGCAGGAGGAAGUAAACCGAGACUGUGUGUCUGACAGGCUACCUUAAUGCACAUACUAAAUAAAAAUUUAUGGUUACAAGAAGUUUUGCUGCAAGUCAGGAAUAUAAAGCAUUUCACCAUAUUGUUUCAGUGCAGUGUGAUUCAAGCUUACUAGUUUUUCUUCAAACACUUUCCAGCUCAUUGUUAAAAUAGUGUGAACUGCUUCUAAUUGUACAUUAUUUUGAGAAAGUAAAUUAUUUUUAAUAUAUGAGUAAAAUUGUCUGCUUUUUAAUGGGUUUGACAGCAAUUCAGCUUUUUUUUCUUUUUUCCUUUUUUUUUUUCUUUUUACCUGUUACUGCAUAUUAAAGGCCAUCACUUCUAAACAGUAUCUCUUACACAAGUAGGGACACAAGCUACUUUAUGAAAUGCUGUUGAGAUAAUGGCAUUUUUUUGAGUGAAGAUUGCAUAAAUGAUAUUUCAGUGACACCUUAUGAACAAAUUAUGGCACUAAAUGCAGUAAUGACUUCUGCCUGGGCAGAUAUUUCAGCAAGGUUUAAACAGCUGUCAGAAACGCAUUGGAUUUGACCAGUGAGGUGACCAAAAAGUGUAAAUGAGGCAAGAUGGGGAAACCAUGCGGCAUUUGUCCCAUGGGAACUUCAGUCUCUUUCUGGAGUGCAAACGAGAACUCAGUGCUUUAAUGUUGAGUGGGUAUAAUAGCUAUGUUUUUUUGAUACUAGAUUUACCAAAUUACUGAAUAGCAGUAGGCAUGUAUCUGUCUUCCAGUGACUAAAUCUCAGUAUUGUGGAUGAAGCUCUGUCUCUUACUGCUUAUCUUUGACAAGCUUGUACAGUAGGCACAGAAAGAGGGAAUUGAGAAUAGACUGCUAUAAGCCCAAGUAUUGUAAAUUUACUGUACUGUUGUGUGCUUCAGCCUGUAACUUUACCCCCAGUUGGUAUGUUUAGCUUGGUUUAAAAGGAAUGUUCCCUAUCAGUGAAAUUGAUUUAAUAUUAAGAAACAAAUACUUACCAAACUCAGUUCUUUUAUGUUGGAAUAAAAGGUGAGUCCUGGGGCACAAGAAAGUUUAGAGGUAAUGUCAACAACUCUGAAUUUCUGGUAGAUAUGCUGUGCUUAUGUAUUGACUAUGAACAAUAAAAUUCUAGUCUCGCAA